AUGAAUCGAGCUAUUCGUGUAAUAAAGGAUUAUGCACGGCCAUACGUUUUCGGAAUGAUUCAUGUACGAACACAUUCUGCCAGGGUUAUUGUUUAUUUCGUCAGCUGGCAAUGGCAAACUCCAAUGAACAAGCUGUCCCUGCCUGAGAUUCUCGAAGUCGUCAAGAAAGAAGCUCUAAUUUACGCGUCCGCUCAAGUGGACGGAAUUAUAGUGGAGAACAUGCACGAUAUACCGUACGUGAAACCUCCGAUUGGCCCAGAAAUCGUAUCAUCCAUGACAUUGGCGUGCCAAGCGGUUUCUGUGGCUCUCAGUCAACAGAGAGAAAGGAUGCUGCUUGGUGUGCAGAUCUUGGCAGCUGGGAACAAGGAGGCUCUCGCUGUGGCCCACUGUGCA
Molecule: messenger RNA, 393 nt
Organism: Cooperia oncophora
Lineage: Eukaryota; Metazoa; Nematoda; Chromadorea; Rhabditida; Trichostrongylidae
Source: the annotation of a GenBank genome assembly